AUGGCACGCAUCGCCAUCCCCAGCAGAGCCGCCGCCGCAGCGCCGUUCCAGUCCAGAGAUGCGCUGGUCCGCUGGCUCGAGGCGUCCACGGAGAGAGCCGAUGGCAAGCAACCCAUCGGAGACCCGGGCUGGUCCAACAAGGACCUGGAGCCGACACCACCCAUGGACGUGGUUCAACCUGCCCAUGUACUGGUUCUCCACCAUGUUUGGCAUCACAGGCUGGAACGUCGCCGCCCAGGCCUGAUCGCCACCGGCCUGACGUGGCAGCAGGCCUUCAUCUCGUGCAUCGUUGGCGCCCUGCUCGCCUCGUGCGCCGUCGUCGCCAUAGCCCGCCCGGGCGCAAUGUACCACAUCGGCUACCCGGUGCUCGCCCGCUCCGUCAUCGGCAUGUACGACGCCUACUUCUUCGUCUUCAUUCGGGCCGUCGUCUGCAUCAUCUGGUACGGCAUCCAGACCUACUACGGCGGCAACCUGCUCAGCGUCUGCUUCCGCUGCAUCUUUGGCGACGCCUAG
Gaeumannomyces tritici R3-111a-1 is the source of this 513-nucleotide messenger RNA. RefSeq lists its product as hypothetical. The record is from RefSeq and is a predicted model, not a curated record. The coding region runs from base 1 to 513 and encodes 170 amino acids. The transcript has a single exon. Gene Ontology annotation, molecular function: nucleobase transmembrane transporter activity. Lineage: Eukaryota; Fungi; Ascomycota; Sordariomycetes; Magnaporthales; Magnaporthaceae. Gene Ontology annotation, biological process: nucleobase transport; transmembrane transport. Gene Ontology annotation, cellular component: plasma membrane.